Molecule: messenger RNA, 719 nt
Organism: Diaporthe batatas
Lineage: Eukaryota; Fungi; Ascomycota; Sordariomycetes; Diaporthales; Diaporthaceae
Exons: 2
Coding region: 241-546 (101 amino acids)
Source: RefSeq, a predicted model, not a curated record
AAACGGUCCUUUCUUUUUAUUUGCGAGCACCGAAAGUUUCCCCCUUGAAUCUACAAACCUUGGAAUUGCAACUCGAGGCAGCUUACGAGCUCAUUCCCAAUUCUUUCCCUACAACACCUUGCAAUUUCAAACGCUUUCGUUGCACAUUUCCAAAGUCCAAACCCUUGAACCCGACUUCCAGGCUUCCACUUUUUUCUCGUCAAAUAUUGGGCAAAACGGUCGUAAACAGAAUCAGUCAAUAUGACCUCCCAAGACUCCGCGACCAACGACCAGGGCAAGAAGUCCCUCUAUCAGCGCUACAAGGACGCCAAGGCCGGCAAGCCCAUCAGCGACGAGGCCCUGAAGAAAUACACAGGCAUGAACAAGGAGGAGCUGCACGACUGGGCCAAGGACAGGGACGGCGUUGCGGGCAACCAGGCCGCGGGCAGCAUCACCGCCGGCCCCGCGAGCGGGUUUGCGGGCUACGAGGCUGCGCAUGGCGUCGGCGGUUGGGGACCGGAUGCUCAGGGCAAGGCCAAGUUCCCUUCGGAGCAGUCUAAGGAGUAGGCCAGGGUGAGGACUGUUGCCUUUGGUUGAAAGUGUAAUUUUGCACAUCGACAGAUCCAACAUAAGUCUGUGGCGGCGUGGGGCUUACACCUUUCUCGAAAUGUUGGCCACGUUCUCAAAUGCAUUUGCUUCAAUGCUACUUUCAAGUCUUGGGACAAAGACUUUCUACUCGA